GAAGUUGACUACGACCACGCAUUCCGCAUUUUUGAACGACUCGAAGAUCUAGUAGUUGAUAGUGAUGACAUGGAGCGGAUUCGUAAGCAAGAUGUGCGGCUCAAUGUGGAGCAGAUAGUCAGCCAAGUGCCUGCAGAUAAAAAAGAUGCUAUAAGAGCUUGCUUGGAGCCGUUUUCCAAGAAAGGAUACCUUGAUUUGGAAAAGAAAUUUCGCGGUGUACUAUUCACGAGUCCUUUGCGAGUCGUUAAACAUGUACUCGAGGGUGAAGGAUCCUGUCGCAUCAACUUGAAAGUCGAAUGGAAUUCUGAUAUGGGACCCAACCAAUUCAUCAACGAUGUCUUUGGCAUAGUUAUUGACAGCAGUGGUAAUACCGUCGCUGUCACUAGCAGACAGAAAAACGGGGCAAAACCAGGCUCAACUUUCAUAGUUAUGGGAUUAGGAACAAAUGCGAAUGUGCGUAGUGCUAGAAGUGACAAGCACAGAGUCGAGCUAACUACUGAUGAUCAUUUGUCAAAAAGAUUCAAGAUGACGCUGAUGAAUGUAUUCGACAUGUUUGACUUUGACUGCGAUGGUCUUCUUUCUAGGGACGAGUAUUCUGCAUUUGCAAUUGCAACUGCGGAUACACCUCCAGACGAUGAGUGUGAGGCUUUCUCUGGAGACGACUUAGCCGUACCCGACAUAUGGGAAUCCCUAUACCGUCUCGGAUACGAUAGCAAUCUGCAGCUUCAUUAUGUGGGUACAUUGGCAUUUCUUGCUGUACAUUUCAAUACGAAUUAA
Molecule: messenger RNA, 777 nt
Organism: Strongylus vulgaris
Lineage: Eukaryota; Metazoa; Nematoda; Chromadorea; Rhabditida; Strongylidae
Source: the annotation of a GenBank genome assembly